AAAGAAAGCCAAGGAAAAGAUUUGUCACAGCAACUGAAUAUCUUACUCUUGAAGCUGCAGGAAUCAGCCUCAAAAGAAGCUGGUUUUCUCAGAUAAUUCUUAGAUGUACUCUUCACAAAGAAUCACCAGUCAAGAUCAUUCACCUGCAGAAGGAGUUGAGGCACUCCACAAGAUUAAUUCAGUCAGAUGCAGCAAACAGUGGCUUGUGUGAGAGUCUGAGUAACCGUUUCCUGGUACAAAGCACAAUUUAAAUUGGAAACAAGGAGCAUGCAGAAGUUUGGAAAGUCAAUCCCUAAAGGAAUGUGUUGCCCACAAUGUUUUGUUCAAAGGAACAAACAUUUACAGAAUGUGUUUUCAAAUAGAGAUUUUUCAUGUUUUAGUUAAAGCAUUUAGCAGUGUGAUGACAGAAUGGAAAAAAUGAGGUCCUCAUUUCAAAAGGAAGAGUUUGGGCAUUACUCUGAGGAGAAGGACCAUGACAGGAGAUAAACAGAGCUUGAGAUAACCAAACCAGGUGCUGACGAAAGAACAGAAGUGUGAUUCACUUGGCAUAGAAAUGCUCUUUUCUUCUCAUGGACAUAAUGGACAUAAGUUUGCUCAUCACUGCUUUGGAAAUGAAACUAUAAGCACAAACAUGAGAUGGUCAGAGCAUGUGGCUGCAGUGGUAAGCGCACUGUGGAGCCAGGAGAUGGUCUUGUUACAAAGCAGAAAAGGAGUUAGAAGAUGCAAGCAUACCUGAUGAACAAGUACACGGUGCUGGAGAAGAGAAUUUGGACCUCAGAAUAAAAGAACUGGAAAAGUCAGAGCAAAAACUGAGAGGUGUUCUAGAGCACUACGUGGAGUCAGAUUCUGUCCUAAGAAAUAGGAUGAAAGAGCUGGAGCUAUCACACAAAGCACUUCUUGUGAUGAUCGAUCAAUUAAAUGUGAAGUUGCGCCAGGUUGAAAAUGCAAAUGUGCGUGUUAAAGGGAAACUGAGACACAUUCAGGAGGACCUGAUCAACUUGGUCGAAACCCAAGAAAAGUCAGAGAAGAAGCAAAAGGAAAAAUUACGUUGGCUUCAGGAGCAGCUGAAGACAAAAGAUGAUGAAAUAAAAAAACAGUCAGAGUAUUUUGAGCACUACAAACAAAGGCAGAGACAACAGACAGCAGUGCUGAGAGAAAGGGAAUGUUGCCUUCGGAGUGAGGUAUCUAGUCUGGAAAAGCAAGUCCUAGAUCUUAGUGCCCGUGUUGCUCUUUUGACAUCCGAGUUAGAAGGGGGAAUGGUGCAGUAUCUCCAGCAGAAGCUAGAAUCAGCAUUCAGUGGGACUCAGGGCUAUAACCACUCUGAUGUGGAAAUAAUGGAAUUGAAAACUUGCAUUGAAAAUGUGGAACAUAACAUGAAAAGCCACCUUGAGGCAUUGCAGCAAAAUCUGGAGUUCUUAAGGGAAAAAGAGGGCAACAGAAGAGAACAGGCAGACCUUCUGACUGAACUCCAGUGCUCUCAGGACACUGAAGACUUUCUGAGAAGAAAAUUAGAAGAAUCUUGCCGUCAUGUGUAUAGUCUGAAAUUAUCCGAAAUCAAACUGCAGGAAAAAAUGGAAGAACUUUUAGAUGAAAAUAGAGCUUUAAGAGAUCAAGGUAUGAUGAAGUUGAAAAAGAAAGAAAAGGACUCACGACUUACAAGAACGAAGAAUACAGACAGCAGUGUUGACCUGAAUGGAGAUCUAACCCAGGAUGACAUUCAAAAUCUGAAAUGGGGAGCAGGCUUGGAUUCACUCAGAAGCAGAUCUACUCAGACUCCAGUUGUGCUGCUACAUGCGGAAGAGUCUGAAGCACCAGGAUGCAGCUAUGAUGGGCUAAAACAGAUAGAGAGGCUACCGGAAGAACUUCUACACAAUUCCAGUGCCUUUGAGAAAGCUGCUGGUCUAGCUGAGGUUGAGCAGGUCAUCCUUGGAACAAAGAGGGCUCUAGAAAAUAAUUUGUCUUUGUCCAAAUGUACUCCAAGUUAUUGUGCAGCAAGACUGCUUCUCCCUAGCUCUGAAAAGUUAACUGAUGGUGAGACAAGUAAGGAAACAAAAGAUGAAGAAAACUUCUUCCUCUUGAAGGAACAAGCUAUAAAUCUACCAGCAGAUACAUUCCCUAUUUCUGUGGUUGAAACUUUGAUGAAGAAGAAGCUCCAACUUACCUUGCUAGAACCUGAAAGCUACCACAUACCAGCUGUCAGCACUGUGAAGAAAGUGAGGAGUUGUUUGGAUUUCUGUGAGGCAAAUACCAGUCUUUGCUCUGAUGGCCUCUGUCUUGUUGCAGAAGGAGGAUUUUCUGACAAAGCUUCUGCGCUUCUUUGUGGAAAGAUGCCUUGUACUGUGACUGAAAUCUUCACAUUGUCUCUAGAAAAAUACAAUGGAGAAAAACACUGGGAAAACAAGCAAAUUCUGUCAAAAAACAUAGGUGAAAAUAAAUGUCUGGAUAAAGAUGUCGAUGAUGGAAAGUAUGACCAAAAAGUCUUUAGAGGCAGAGUUAAAGGAGAAGAAAUACAGAAUGAGAAAUCCCAACCACAGCAGGUGACCUGUGUUCCUGAGGAAAGUUAUAAAGUUUUAAAUAAAACUGAUUUGAUCAGGUCUGGGAAGCAAGGAAUUAAAGCCAAAGACAGCCUAAGUAGCUCACAGGAUGUCCAACAUUUAUCUGUUGGUUUUAAAGACUUCAAGAAGCAUUUUGAAAGGAGCCUUAAACUAAUGGAGGAACAAGGAAAUCUCUCAGAAAUUUGCAUUUCUGAUGUGAAUAGGGUAUGUAAUAGAGAAGAUGUGAUCGAAAUGGAGGAGGAAGGAGAGCAACCUCAGAAACCAACUCACCAAACAAACCCUUCCAGCAAUAUUGGCCUGAAAGAAAAAGAAGACCAGACCCUGAAACUAUGUAAACCAAACAAGAAUUUCUCAUGUCAAAAAAUAGCUGCUGAAAACAUGCAAUAUACAUACUCUCAAAAAUAUUUUUGGUCAGAGGAAGAGAGGCACCUGUUAAACAUGUUGUCUCCUAUGCGGGAGAGGGCUGUGUGCUUAAACAAACUGUUCCUGCCAGGGAGCAGUUUUUAUGAGUGUUUCUGUCACCUGUCACUGCUGGAAGCUAGUAAUGAAUGUAACAUGAAAAUAUAUGCACUGGAGAAGGUGGUGGCUGUGUGUUCUCAGAGGAUAUUUCUACUGAUGCAAGAGAAUGAAAAUUACUCAAAAAGAGUCUGUAUAUUACAAAAGGAGAAUGAGAGAUAUGCUCAGAUGAUGCAUGCACUUGAGGAGGAGAUGGAUGCGUAUUUUCAGUACAUGUUAGCCAUAGAUGAAGUUAACAUUGUUUCAUUCCAAAAUCUACUUAAUGAGAAAGAAGUUGCGGGUGGAUGUUAUAACUUAUCAGAAGAAAACGCUAUAAGCCCAGGAGCAUUUUGUAUUGAAACCUUCUCUAAGAACCUCUCAUGUGUUGAAAAGAAAAAUAGGAAUUCUGAAAAAGACUCAAAUAAACUUCCCAGGAGUGUUUUAUCUACGGAUGGAAGGAAAAUGAGAUAUUUCCAGCUGCUCUCUGACCUGAAAGAAGAAAGAAGCCGAUGCUUCAAAGAAAUAGGUAAAUUAUUACAAGACAAGGAGAAGUACGUAGCUAAAUAUAAUGAAUUAAUCCAAGAGAGAGAGGGAAUUUUACAAAGAAUAUCUCUUUCAGAAGGUGAAAAAGAAACUUUAUUGGGAUGUUUGGCAGAGGUAAAGUGUGAACGAGACAAAUACAGGACCUUGGUUUCAGAACUUCAAGAGUACAAAAGCAACUGUUAUCAAACUGUUUCUGAUUUACGGGAGGAAAACUGUGUGCUGAAAAGAGAAAUAGACAGAAUCAAGAAAGAAACUUCAGAACAGCUUGAUGAAUUUCAGAAAGCAAAUGCAAACUUUAUUUUAGAAAAUAAGAAAUUGAAAGAAUUCAUAUCAUGUUUGGGUUUCACCUAUGAAGAGCUGAGAAAAGAUAAAAGUUCGGGAACAAAAGAAAAGAUAAUAAAACUAAAAGAAGAAAGUCAACAACAUGGUCUUAAGCCAAAGAAAGUUGAAACAGCAUGUAGUGUAACUCAGACUGAAGAAGGAGUUCUGGUUGUAGACCCAUCGAUCUAUUAUCCCAGAAAAGAGGACAGCAUGUUUGAAAGCUACAAUAUGAUGAAAGAGCAAGUUGAAAAGGCAAAAGAGGAUCUAAAAAUACAGCAAAAGGAAUUAGAAAAAUCAAAAAAAGAGGCUCAAAGGUGGUACAGAGAACUUGGCUUUGCUGAAACAAGAUAUGAAGAAAUCAAAACUCGUUUGACACAGACUCGUUCAGAACUAGACCAUCUUAAAAAGGAAUCUGGGGACAAAAUGCUUGGAAAACAGCACUGCAAAUUAAUGCCUGUGCACACUGUAAAAGAUGUCCAGGAAAUAGAAGAGAAUAAAAUAGUCAACAAGAGAUUACAGCAGCAAAUUCUGACCUUGAAAGCCCAGCUCAGGGACCAGGCUGCAUUAGAAAAUCAGUGUCAUGACUUGCAGAAUGAAGUGGAACUCCUUCAGGCUCAGCUAUGUGAAAAGGAAAAAGAACUUCAGAAGAGAAAAUCUGAAAUUAAGUUGACACUAGCUCCUCUGAAGGCUAAGCUGGCUUGCCUCACCCAAAAGUGCCAGGAAAGGAAUAGCUUCAUCACAAGGAUGCAUGGCGAAUUUCACAGGCGAGGAAUUAUUAACCCUGCAUUUGAUGAAGAGGUGAAAAACUUGGUGCAUGACAUGGCCCUGGCAGAGUACGCAGUUGCUUUUACACCAGUGUGUGUUCAAGAGAUGCUGCCUUCUUCCACAGAUAAGUCACAGGCCCAUGGACAACCAGAGGAUCAUAAGACAUAUGUCAAAGUGAAUGAGAUGGCUGGGUCAAUACCUGCAAACUCUCAGCAAGAGGUGGAUAGCAUCCACAGUUCUCGCUUCACUCCUGACGUGUAUGCUGGUUCUAUAAAAUUAACAAGCCCAGAGAGGAUCAUAGCCUUGCAUCGAGAGCUAAGACAAAACCAUCGCAAAAACUGCCAGAUACCUUCAGUUGUCUCCUCCAACUCCAGUCUGAAGGCUGACUUCAACCUGCCCAUGAUCCACAAGGAAACCCCUCUGCUGUCAAGGAUGAAGAAUGCACUGGUGUCACCAGAGCAUAGUGCCUUCUGGGCCACGAAGGGGAGGGAUCAGUUGUCGAAAUGUGAUGAUGUAUUUUGGGGUCAAAUAGGAAAUCAGCAUGCAGGUGCUAUUCCCCAGGGAAUGAAACAGAAAAAUGCCAUUAUGAAUAAGGCAUGGUUCUCUAGAGAAAAAACAGAUGGCUCAACCUCAGCUACCACAGCAAAAAGCUAUUUGUCAGACGUGUUGUCAGCAAGUAAUAAAGGUCGAAAUCCUGUGGGGAGCAAUCAGCUGCAUGGGAAAGAAUAAAACCCGCAGAAAUAAAACAAGUACUCACUGGGCCAGUUCCAGAGCUGACAAAACUUUUGGAGGGAUGAGUUUGCCAGUGGGUUUGGUCUACAUUAUUAAUCAGUGGGGAGAGGCAGCCUGAUGGUUCGUUCAGAGAGAUGAUGAUGAAUUAGGAUGUUGCCAUAUGACUUUCAUUGCAGAAUACAAGGGAAGAAUGUAUCAGUCACGAAGAAGAAGCAGUACUGCUCUGAAGGAAUGAUGAAAGGGACUUGGACCUGCUGGUGACUGCAGCUGCUUCAUUAUGGGAAAAACUGGGAAGUUACCUUGAGUUACCAUCUGUCACAUUUUAGCCACCUCCUGUAGUAGAAGCUGGCCAUGUGGGCCAACCCAAUGUGUGGUUUGAGUUUUCAUUCUGUUUUCUUUUCUUGGGAUCUCAGCAUUUUCAAGAAAUUAUCCAGUUAAGCACAGAUCUCAGUCUUCACGUGUUUAUGAGUGUGGGCAUGUAAUAUCUUGAGCCUCAUAUGGCUUUGAGCAUUCCUGAAAGAGUCUUUGAUCUGAGUUAGGAUGUUUAGUAUUUCUGAGGACGUGGUACUUGAGGGUAAAAAACUGUUUAGGAAAUGAGACAACUGCAUUUUUACAAGGGUAAGUAGGAAUUAGGAAUGCACUUCAUGCGCACUGAGAGGCACUUAGAACAUCAAAGCGCUGUGUCCUAAUACUCUAGAUUGAUUGUUUCAAUCUCCUGAAUAGGCCACGUUUAAUUUAACUUUCAGAUUAAGGCAUUCACAUGCAUACAUGCUUUUCCUGAAAUAGGUGGGUUUGUGCAAACUGGUUGGUAAUGGUACACGUGAUACAAACACAUUUUGUAUCCACACUGCACAAUACGGAUUUGUGCCCCCAUGAGCCAUACUGUUCACAUCUGAGUACCCAUCUGUGAGGGCAGGGAGAUGGAAGUGCAGGCUCAAGACUUGUGCAUAAGGGAUCAUAUGAUACAUCCAUUCCUUCUUUAACUAAAGUCACAUAGUACUAUUGAGGUCAGUGGUAAUACUCGUGUUGAACCUGAACAGGAGCAGCUGUGGGUACUUCUCUUUCAAAAUAUUCCUUACAAUGUAAUGCACCUUCAGGUUUGCUAACCGUUUUAUCAGUUGUAUUUCCUCUUUUCUUUUUUAAAUGUUAACCUAACUGCUAGAAUGCACUGUCUUUACGGUCUUUAGUCACCCAGUAAUUCCAGAUAGCCUUUGAAAGGAGGCAGAAGGAUAAUAAAUUGUGGAAUCCCAGAUCAGAUUAAUGUAAUGUGCAUUUCUAGAUUAUGAUUAGUAACAAGAUGACAUGUUGGCAUGGUAACACUUGAAGCUUAACUACAAGUUCUUAAAAUAAAGCAAUGACAUAUAUGUAGGUUUCUAUGCAUUUGCAUACUAUCCACCUGAAAAUACACAUCAUUUCCACAACACUCAGGCAAUGAAACCCUACUUCUCACUUUUGAAUUAAGUAUCGAACUAAAACAUUAUGCUUCUUUCCUAGUAUUUAUGCAUAAUCUCCAACCAUAAAUUAUAAAUGUUGAUAAUAAACCUGUCCAUUUUGUAACAUCUUAGGCAUUCCGCCUUUUAGUUUCACCUUGAAAUGAUUAGCACAAGGAAUGUAGAACACGCUUCACUCUUAGUGGUUUGAAGCACAUUGAUCUCCUUUAAAUUCUACCACCUCCUAAUAUGAAAAUUGUCUCACCGAUACUGUUUAUUAAUUAAAUUGAUAGGCCAGUGGAUGUAUUUCAUGUGGUGGAGGAUCAGGAAUUAAAAUCCCAACUUUACCUCAAAACAUUGUAAGAAAGCAGUAAAAUUUUUAAUGUGAGAUUACUAGCUAAGACAGAGAGCCUAGCUAUUGUUUUCUAGUUGCCUUAUGGUGAAAAGUGCUAUCUAAAAGUUAUGUUAACAGAAGUUAACUUGUUUAAUGUGCUUUCUAUGGUAAAUGUGCCAGGGGAUGCUUCACAUGUAUCAUUGUUCUGUGUUAAACUUUCUCAGAAUGCAAAUUUGGGCCCUUUGUUCUGGUUGUGUAAUAUGCACAAUGUUGCUUUGACCAAAUUCCUUCCAGUCAAAAUUAAGAUGCUGCUAAAUUCUGCAUAAGUAAAUACAAUCUUCUUCUGUCACCCUACACAGAGAAAAUGGGCAGUGUCACAUGGAAAAUAUGAUUUCUUGACAGUUCACAUAUAUGUAUACUCUACUGUAUAAAGCAUUGCAGGAUAUGGAGAGUAUGGCUUACAGUAUUUCCACAGUUCCUUGUGCAACCUUUAAAUUCUGAAUUCUGUUCUUCACACCACUACUGAUGGCAGGUGCUGGAAGUACAAUGAUUGACUAUGGCAUGAUAAUCACGUUACAUUCAGAAUAAUACAAUUGCCAGGAAGUAUUUCACAUACACAGCAGAAUUCCCACGAUAAACCUCCUGCUAAGGCAUGGAUGAAGUUUGCCCUUGUGGCCUUUGUGUUUCAUAAAUCUACCUGUAUAUGUCACUUGCAGAUGAAGGAUUUUAGUAUUUGAAUUUACCGUGGUUGCGGGGUGGAGGGAGGGACAUGUGCAUGCUGGGUUUUGCCAGUAAUCCUUUGGAAAUCCUUUAGUGCCUUAAGGAGGCAGAGGGGGAACAGACCUUAGGAUUACAGAAACUUUUUCAAACCUCUUUCCUGCUUUAGCAGAAUUCCUUUAAAACAUAUUGUGCCUUUGGCUCCAAACAUAUUUGCAUUAGAAACCAGUAGCCAUGGGAUUAUGGUCAGGAAUUUUUGUCCCUGCACAAAUGUUAGGAAAGAGAGUAUACUGUUUCUUAUGUAGGAUGUGAAUUAAAAACAUAGCUAACUUCAGUUCUGCCACUGGGAUGUGUGCAUAUGAGGAAAGCUGCAAGUUGCAGGUCAAGCUGAACAAGGGAAAAAAAAAGAGGGAGAAAGUUUAAAUGUAGUGGAUGAAAUGCUGGUACCACUGAAGUGACUGGCAAAUUUCCACUGACUUCCCUGGGACCAAGAUUUCAUGCUUGCUGCUACUUGGCUUGAACGCUCAGAUCUGAUAGAUACUUAGGCAUCAUGCUCUCUUUAAUGUUGUCUAUGCACGUAGGAGAGGAAAAGAGAGAUUAGUAGUUGUGGAGACCUGCCUUGAUUGGGAGUUGUUGAGAUCUUCAGAGAUUUAUACCAACCCGUUCGCUAUUGUUUCUCUGUGUAACAUAGACUCUUGCUACGGGAAUAUGAAUAUGCAAAUGUAAAUUCCAGUGUGAGAGGUUACUGUGCAGUGUGCACUAACUGACACCAAACAACUGCAUUUCUGUACUCUCUGAACUGUGGUUUUUUUUUUUAAAGCGGGAGAAUGUAGUUAAAAGUUGAAAACAGCUCCUGUGGAAAAAAUCCUGUAUGAGGUAAUUCAUGUACUCACUGAUGGUCCUAAGCAGAUCUUAGGAAAAGUUGAAUAAGCUUUCAACUCAUGAGUUAAUUCUAUCUUUUAGGAAUUAAGAGCAAUUUCUUGGUACAGCUAAAAAACAGGGGGGAAAAAAUUGAGGGCCUGAAAAUCAGAGCAGUGGUGGUCUUCUAUUUCGCUCCCUGUGAUGAUAAACAAGUUUUAAAGAAUAUGUAAAUAGUUAAAGGAAGUCAUCACAUAGCUCGCAGUAUGUAAGACAAAACCCAGCAUGGAACAGUUUUUUAUAAGUUGUUUAUAAAUUACACUUCCGUCUUUUGUUUGGAACUUGGAAAAAGAAACCACGUAAAUUAAAUAAGGAGUAAAGACUUGCUGCAUACAUUUGUUUGACUGAAACAAAGAUAUUUCCCAACCCCCUGAGGUAUUAAUGAGUAGUCUGGGCUGAAUAAUGUACAGAGAUCUUGCCUUUUGAGCUCUAGUGCUGUGCAGCUAUUUAACUCUUCUGCACAGCCAACAAUGGAAUGAUAACCAGAAGUCAUGAAGAGCAGCUGUUAGGGCCACAGAUUGGGAUCCAUUUGAAGAGGUGCCAAAGAACUCACAAAAAGCCUCGGAGUUAUGGUGUGAUACUUAUUAAUCAGAUGUACCAGCUAGACUGGGGAGAGAGGGGUGUUUGUAAAUAAAUGCAAAAAGUUUAAACUCCGACCCGUGACCACCUUGUAACCAGGUGUCAAAUUGGUCUCAGCUAAGUGAGAAGCUUCAAUAGUAUGAGAGAGGCCACUCUUCUUGGAAUCUGUUCCAUUAAAACCUUCCGGAUAACUUUUCAGCAAAGAUUUCCACUCUAAGACAUUUGACAUGUAUAUCAACUGUACAUAUGUAUUAAUUUUCAGUGUAACUAGGGAGGAUACAGAAUUGUAAUGAAGUCACAAAGUCUACUUGAUGAUUAUCACAGAUUUGUAACUCUCACUUAAAUGAUGUAAGAUAUGUUGACAUUUUAUC
Strigops habroptila (Kakapo) is the source of this 9760-nucleotide messenger RNA. It is a transcript of the gene C7H4orf50, whose product is annotated as chromosome 7 C4orf50 homolog. Lineage: Eukaryota; Metazoa; Chordata; Aves; Psittaciformes; Psittacidae. The transcript is spliced from 17 exons. Bases 864 to 5408 code for a protein of 1514 amino acids. The record is from RefSeq and is a predicted model, not a curated record.